Molecule: messenger RNA, 372 nt
Organism: Papaver somniferum (opium poppy)
Lineage: Eukaryota; Viridiplantae; Streptophyta; Magnoliopsida; Ranunculales; Papaveraceae
Product: F-box protein CPR1-like
Exons: 2
Coding region: 1-372 (123 amino acids)
Source: RefSeq, a predicted model, not a curated record
AUGAGAGACAGCAUGGAAUCCGGGGUGCUUGUUAAUGGAGAUCUUCAUUGGUUGGCUGAAAGGCCGCAAGACUCUUCCUAUGUUUUAGUCUCUUUAGAUAUUACCAAAGAGACUUUCAAAGAGUUGGAACUACCAGAAACUUUAGAGAACAACGUUUUGCUUAUUAAUUUGGGACUGUUGAAAGGGUUCCUUUGUUUGCUUGAACAAUCCGAUAGUCGUGUAAAAAUAUGGGUACUGCAGAAUUAUGGAGUUCGAGAAUUUUGGACUCAACGUUAUGUUGUGAAGGAUGAAUAUGGCAUUGUAUACAGGCUUAUAUUGUCUUUUAAGGGUGGUGAUAUUCUAUUUGGAAAUGAGUUUGGUCUACUUCUAUAA